AUGUCAGCGCUGGGACUAGAGCAUGAGGGGAAGCCUAACCCGCUGGGUUCUGAGGGGAGCUCGGCAGUCCAUGUGCGGCAGUGGCAACUUGAACCAGAGACUGAGUAUAGGUUCGAACUUGACCCAGGUAACUCAUUGGCCAUCAAGCUUGUAGAUGGCCAGGCGGAGAUAUUUGGAGCGGAACUCGCGGAGGGAAGCAUUUAUGUGUUCGGCAUGGAAUGCAAGGCUGCGGUGUACACCUGGCAGGGGUGCACAAUUGAGAUGACGUCGACUGAAUACAUAUCUGAGGAGACGCCCAUGAACGCGUACGCAAAUGUACACCUCGCCCUGGAACAAAUGCGUGUUCGUGCACUACGUGUGAUUCACGGAUCCCCCCCGUCAGAUGAUGAUGAGGCCGACAUGGAUCCCAAUCCCGAGCCUCCCCGUGUGUUGGUUCUUGGACCUGAAAAUUCUGGGAAGACAACCGUUUCGAAAAUACUUGUCAACUAUGCGGUGCGCAUGGGACAAGAUUGGAAUCCAAUUUUUGCCAAUGUGGAUCCCGGUGAAGGUGGUUGGGCAGUUCCUGGAGUUAUUUCGGCCGCGUCAAUUACGGCUCCUCUACAGACAUCCUCUCCUGCCGCGACCUUGGGGUCUGCAGCUACCUCCGCGCCCGUUCACCUUGUAUCAAACGAGUUACUUCCACUUUCGUAUUGGUAUGGCCAUGCGGAGACGCGAAGGAAUCCUCUACUCAUGGACAGGUUGAUUCGAAAUCUCGGAGAAAAUAUUGCAGAGCGGUGGGAUGCCGAUGCUGAAUGUCGAGCAGCGGGUCUGAUUGUAGAUACCCCUGCCUCUUUUGCCUCGAGUUCUGGGCCGCAGGGAGAUCAUAGGCACGCACUUAUCAAAGCGUGCGUAGAUGCCUUUAGAAUCAAUGUGAUUCUGGUGGUGGGUCAUGAAAAACUCAAUGUCGAGAUGCAAAGAGCGUAUGGAAACCGAAUAUCGAUCGUCAAGAUUCCCAAAUCCGGUGGUGUGGUCGAAUUGGACAGUAGUUACCGCGAGCGUGUACGGAAGUACCAGCUACAGAAUUACAUGUACGGCAAGGUCAUUCCCCCUCCCCCAGGCCUUAGCGCGUUGCCAUAUCUUCAGGGAGGCGAGCAGACCUCAGACCUCACCCUUAACCUAGCACCGUCGUCAUCGGUGAUCAUGUUCAGUGAUCUUGUUAUAUAUCGCAUUGGUGAAGAAACGAUGGCUCCGACGUCUGCGCUACCUAUUGGUGCCGCACGGGUUGUGUCGGAGAUGCAGCCGCUUAUAGUCGAUCCCGCACAGCCUGGCUCCGGCCUCUACAAUGCCGUCCUCGCACUCCUGUCGCCCCCCAAUCCGGACGAAUCGGAGCGUUACGACGAAGAGAUUCUUGAUCUGAGCGUUGUUGGUUUCUUGGUGAUAACCGCUCUAGAUAUUCCCAACAAACGGAUGACAGUCCUCGCCCCAGGGCAAGGGUCUUUUGCGGGCCGUACUGCCAUUGUGGGGUCAUUUGAAUGGCAGGAGUGA
Fibroporia radiculosa is the source of this 1524-nucleotide messenger RNA. RefSeq lists its product as uncharacterized. NCBI's taxonomy places the organism in Eukaryota, Fungi, Basidiomycota, Agaricomycetes, Polyporales, Fibroporiaceae. The record is from RefSeq and is a predicted model, not a curated record. The transcript has 9 exons. Gene Ontology annotation, cellular component: mRNA cleavage factor complex; nucleus. Gene Ontology annotation, molecular function: polynucleotide 5'-hydroxyl-kinase activity. Gene Ontology annotation, biological process: tRNA splicing, via endonucleolytic cleavage and ligation. The coding region runs from base 1 to 1524 and encodes 507 amino acids.